This is a messenger RNA of Musa acuminata AAA Group (dessert banana), 1164 nucleotides long. RefSeq lists its product as uncharacterized. Bases 1 to 1164 code for a protein of 387 amino acids. The transcript has a single exon. Gene Ontology annotation, molecular function: double-stranded DNA binding. The record is from RefSeq and is a predicted model, not a curated record. NCBI's taxonomy places the organism in Eukaryota, Viridiplantae, Streptophyta, Magnoliopsida, Zingiberales, Musaceae. Gene Ontology annotation, biological process: regulation of DNA-templated transcription.
AUGUUUUCGGUGCAGAAGAGGCUCGUGUGCCUUCUCUCUUGUAACAAGUCCAACAUUCAUCUUUCCUCCUAUCAACUCUGCAGUCUGUUUAGCUUUUCCACUGCCGAAGAGCACAGUUUAAAUCAUAGAUCCAACUUUACGUUGGUCGACCCCCUUGAGUCAUGUGAACUUUCCUCAAAAGAGGCUGCAAAAAGGGCCAAGGAUGGCAUCUGUGAAAAAGAACUUUCAAGUUCAAGUCUUUCCAUUGAGUUCUUCAAGCAGAGCGGUUGGACUGAUGCACAAGUCGUGAAGCUUAUGCAGAAGCAUACCAGGUUUCUACGUGCUAACUUAGAGACUGUCCUGAAGCCGAAGAUAAGAUCUUUGCAGGACAUGGGAUUUUCUGACACUGAAAUAGUUCAGCUGGUUUCAUCAUGUCUGGGUCUGCUCCAUUUUCGUGAUAUCCAACCAAGGAUCAACUUCUGGAGGUCACUUCUUGGUUCUAAUGAGAGGUUAAUUAAGGCCUGCAGGAGGAACAUGUUUCUCCUUACUUCUAGCUUGGCUCAAAAGAUUGAGCCCAAUAUAUCUCUCUUGAGGGAAUGUGGCAUCAGUGAGCAAAACAUCGCGCAGAUGGUAGUGAGACUACCAAGUUUUUUAUGUCAUACAGAAAAAUGUAUCAAGGAAGCGAUCAAACAUGUUGAGGAGUUGGGUGUGUCACGUGACUGUAAAACGUUCCCUCGUGCACUUUUAACAGUCGUGACCCUGAGCAGGUCCAGGCUUGAUGCUACCUUUGCAACCCUGAUCAGCUAUGGGUGGUCCCAACCAGAUUGCGUUGCUGCAUUCAGGAAGCAUCCAUCCAUUUGGUCUUUGUCAAAGAAGACCUUAUGUGACAAGAUGACAUUCCUGAUGAAGGAAGCUGGUUGUGAGCUGACAUAUAUCAUUUGCCGUCCGGUGCUUCUUACAUAUAGCUUGGAGAAGAGGUUGAGACCUCGAUAUGAAGUUCUGAAUUUUCUUGAUCAGAAUAAAUUGCUGGAUAAAGGACAUGACCUGCUAUCUGUCAUCCUGCUAUCUGAAGAGAAGUUCAGAAACAAAUUCCUUUUCGUGCUACGCAAGGAGAAAUUUAUUGCUCGAUAUGAUUCCUAUGUUGCUGCUGUGCGUGGAAAGCACCACGUUGUUGUGGAAAACUAG